CCACCCAAAAAAGGUCUAGCUUCGCCACUGCAUGUAACUGCUUUCUUUGACUAAGAGUGAAACCAAAACUAUUUGAACAAGCUAGGCUUAAUCGUCGUAGACAAGAGAAGGAAGCAGAAACACCCAAGACGUCUCUACUUCUGCUGCAAGGACCUCGAUAUCUAACAUGGGGUACGGAGACAUCAUGACGGUAAUAACAAGCGGAGCAUCCGACCACACCGCGAGAGCAUAUGGAAAGGAGCUGCGCGCCGGGGUACCGGCAUCGCAAAAAAUGGCUAAAGACGAUUUGGGUAAUAUGGAAAAAUAUAAGACCAUCAUUGAGAAUGUGGCGAAACGUCAUGAUGUUGACCCAGCUCUCAUCGCUGGCAUCAUCUCCAGAGAGUCCGAGGCCGGUCACUCCAUCAAAAAUACUGCCCCCCCCGGUUGGGGGGACAAUUAUAAUGCCUUUGGACUGAUGCAGGUUGAUAAGAGAUGGCACAAACCAAGAGGAGCCUGGGACAGUGAGAAGCACCUGGACCAGGCCACUGGGAUCCUGGUUGAUUUAAUUAAACAUGUCCAGAAGGAACGCCCCAACUGGAGCACAAACUGGCAGCUGAAGGGAGCAAUCGCAGCCUACAACAUGGGAUACAAGGUUCUCGACCAUCCGGCCCACAAUGUGGACCAAAUUACCACAGGCGGAGACUACUCCUCUGAUGUCGUUGCCAGAGCCCAGUGGUACAAAGAAAAUCUUUUUAAGGCUGGCAUCCUUGAAAACAUUGUGUCUUAUUUCUGGCCAUGGUAGCUUUUAUGAGCCGAACAUAGAGUUUAAUAAGAGGGAGAUCUAUCUCGUAUGUGUGUGAAAGGGAGUCCAGAUAGUUGGUUCAGCAAGCCACACAGCAUCCCACAUAGAGUCCAGAUGAAAGUCCAGGAAAAUCUGCUUUGCCUAUUUCACAAAGUGGAUCUAGUAAUUUUUUUUCUUGCUGUGUAUUGUAUGUAUUGCCUUCCGUUACCAUUUUUUGCAAGAUCGCUUUUCUAAAAUAUGAAAAUAUUGUAAUGCAAUGCAUGGCAAUACAACACAUUCAAGAUAAUAGCUACAAAUUCAUAUUAUUCACAUCCAAUAUGUGGCACUUCAUUGUACCAGUGUUGAAAGAAAAUGUGGUGGUAAUGGCUCAUAUAUAUAUUAUACGUCUGUUAAAUGUAUUGAUUAUUCAUAGUGGUAAACUACAAAUAUAGAUAUACUUAUCCUAUCUGUAAUAUGUAUUGAUCAUCCAUAGUGCUAAAUCAUAGACCUAUACUUAUCCUAUCUGUUAUAUGCAUGUAUAUAUGAUCAUUCAUCUCGA
Messenger RNA from Gadus macrocephalus (Pacific cod), 1319 nucleotides. RefSeq names its product lysozyme g-like. Gene Ontology annotation, cellular component: extracellular region. Gene Ontology annotation, biological process: peptidoglycan catabolic process; defense response to Gram-positive bacterium. The record is from RefSeq and is a predicted model, not a curated record. The coding region runs from base 167 to 781 and encodes 204 amino acids. The transcript is spliced from 5 exons. NCBI's taxonomy places the organism in Eukaryota, Metazoa, Chordata, Actinopteri, Gadiformes, Gadidae. Gene Ontology annotation, molecular function: lysozyme activity.